UUCGGGUUACCACCAUUCCGAACGCCUCCCGUGUUUUUCUUUGGCCGUGUGAGGUAAACAUGGCGACCAUCCAACCUCUUGAUUUAGAUGAACUGAGCGGUAUUUGGAACUUCUUUGUGAGCAUCGAAUGGAGGGAUCCGUGCAUGUUGGCUCUGAUAGUGUUUCAUGUAGUUGUUACAUCCAUGGUUCUUCUUACAAGAAACCACAGCAACUUCCAGAUAAUUCUUUUCUUUAUUUUACUGUUCCUGGUAUAUUUCUCAGAAAAUAUUAAUCAAUUGGCAUCAAACAAUUGGAGGUUGAUGGCCACUCAUCAGUAUUUUGACAGUAAAGGAAUGUUCAUCUCUCUGGUUUUCUCAAUACCCAUCCUCCUGAAUUGUAUGGGCAUGGUGGCAUCAUGGCUGUAUCAAUCUAGUCAACUUAUGACGAAGCUGAAAAAAGCUCAAUUGAGGCAGCAAGCGCAGUUGAAUGCUCAAGGAAAACAAGCCUCCAUUCAUGGUGCUUCUCAGCAACAUUCCAAGCAAGAGUGAGCUGUGUUUUGUGGACCCGACUUCUGGCUUUUGAACCUUUGCAUCUAUUUAUGUUGUUUCUUCAAGAUUUUUUUCAAGUUUGUCAGAUUUUGACUCCGGCAUAAUUCUUGGUUUGUCUUAAAGUUAGGUAUAUGCCCACUAAUGUGUUUCUUUUACAUCACUGAUUCCUGCUAAUUUGAGUGAACUAAACAAUUAGAAAGUUGAAGGAAGCUUAAGCCAUGCAUAUUUGUCUUAAAGAUCUCUUUGCUUCACUAGAUGCCAUUUGAGCAAAUUAGUGUGAUAUUGACAAUGAAAUAGUUUUAGACUGCAGUUAGUUUUCUUUUGCUGUUAUCGUUGUAUUUUGUAGUAGCGUCUUUAUACAACAUUUAACAUCUACUGUCAAAGACAAAGGGAAUCCCUCCAUUUUCAGGAUGAUCUGUCAUACUUACCCCUAUACAGUUCCUUGUUGAUGUAUCUGAAAUAAUCGAAUUUGUACAGCCAUACAGAUGAAUGUUUUUUUUUCUCAACAGAGCUUUGCCUAGUACGUAAUAUCUAAAGGUAUCUGAUAAGCUUUUAUUCCCACUAUUGCAACCUCUUUACCAGUCAGUUUUGCAUUGUUGUUGCAUUUUUAUUACUUUGUUUACAGUACAACAAAUUUAACAAUGAAAAUGUGACUUUUUCUCUAUUUUAAUGAGAAGUAGAUACUUUUCAUAGAAAACUAGAGCACUCCAUAUUCAAAGUUAACAAAUUUUGAUAAUAGCACGUAUGUAUUUACUUGCCAAUUGGCAAAUUGAUUCCAUAAUUUUCCUGUUUAUCUAGCCUUUGAUAGCCACUCUUCAUAAGAAGCUACUUCAAAGCUGGUUCAGGAUUGAUUCAUAUAGAGGCUAUUUUCUUUUCUUUUUUUUCUUGUGGUAGCUACUUUAAAUAGAUGUGACCCCUCAAAUUAUUUCCCUGGAGGUAUUUAAAUUGAUAAUUGCUAUGAGACAUAUUUUAACCCAGCAUAAUCAUUUCUUCUCUGUGAUAACUAAAACAUCUUUUUAGAUAAUUUGGAGUGUGUUUGAACUAUCAUAAUUUAACUGACAUGGAAGAGUAAUGGUGAUUUCUCAACAAGAAUGGUGUCCCUACGCAUACUUGUAAAUCCUAUGAGAGUGGAAUAAUGUGAAAAGUUUAUAGGAGGAUAUUUAAUGCAGUAUAGGUUGGUAUGAUUGUUGGUUUUUUUCUUGCAUUCAUUUGUAAUUUGUAGAAUAUUCCAUACCAAUUUUAGCUUCUUUUAUUGUGCGUGUUGCGUAUGUGUGUGUUUUCCCGUAGUGAUGAGGUUGGUAUCAAAAUGCUUUCAAAUCAUAUUUUCAAAACAGUAUCAAAGUAUUUUUAUUCAGUAUUUUCAUGAAGAAAUGGUUAAUACUGGAGGAGGAUAGUGUUGUAUAAGAAUGACUGAAAAUUUAACUUGUGAUUUUGGAAUGGAAUGUCUCAAUACAGACUGUAAUAUUUUCUUGAAAAGGUCAUUUGAAACUAACUUCAUUGGCUUCUCCUGAUCCCACCAAAUAUUUCCAGUUUUAUUUUUUAGUGUUACUGCCCAACUUGAGGGUCUGAUCAAGUGUACAAUAAUUUCUAUAGUGUGUUAAGUCUGCAAGUUACAGGUUCUUUUUCUGAUCUAUUGCUAAAUUUUAAUUAUCAUUGUAGUGCAUUCAAUCUGGAUGACAAUACAAUAUUUGUUCUUGUUUUAGGCUGUAGCGUGUGUCCAGCACUGUACAUAGUGUUCAAUAUGACAUGAUAGUGCAAUUUUGUUUGCUAUUCCUUUCUCUCCUGUUUUGGGUUUGCUAAUAUGGGUCGGUAGGUGGUGGUGUAAGUAAUUAACUUCUGUGCCUGUACCCGUUUUCAUUUAUUUAAUCUAUCGUCAGGUUUUGGCAGGAUUUACAAUUCCUCACUGAGGUAAAAUAAUGAAGUAUACAAUACAUGUUUUCAUGGCCUGUGUGGAUGAAUAGUGAGUUUAUGUUCCCCCUUCAAUUUAAUAAUAGUAGAGUUAGUCACAGCCAGAGUUGCUACCAUUUUGUGCAGGAGUAACCACAUUUUACUUUUAAGGAAAAUCAAAAAUAUAUGAAAGUGGCUAUGAACAGUAGUAGGUAUUGUCAUAGUGAAUUUAAAUCGGUGAGAAUUUUUUUGUUUUCUUCUCUUUUUUAUAUCAAACAUCUUAUCACACUUAAGCCGUAUGAAAAAAUAAUCCUGGUGUUUCAUGCUUAACAAAACCAACUGAAGAGUACUAAACACAAGAGUGCUAUGUUAUGUGUUACUGUAGAAAUGUUCUACAUCCAAUUUUAUCGUGUUUUAUUUUUGUUUAUUUUAAUUUUGCCUAAUUCAGGUGUUACCAAUGUGUUGGCUUGAUAACAAGAACAGGCCUCUCAGACUAGUCAAGUGGUACUUGCAAGUGUUAUCUGUUUUCUGGUUUUAAGCCAAUCACUUAUUUCUGAUUAUUCACCAAUGUAAGUAGUAUAAUUUCUUAGAUAAACUCGGAAUCUGGAAGGCUAUUUUUGUGUUUGUACUAAGAGUUGAAGUGCCAUGCCAAGAAUACUCAAAAUUCUCUGGUUUGCUAUUCUUUGCAUGUUAUUUGUAACUCUGGUAGAGAGAGACUCAAAAGAUCCCACUAAUUUUGUACGCAGAGUAAACUGUCAAGUAGGUGUCGAACUUUUCAAUGAAUCUCAAUAGUUUUACUAUCAAAGUUUCCGAGUUCAUUGAGGUACUUGUUUAUUGCAUUCCCGUGUCACACUUUUGCUUCCAGCAAGAAAAUUAUAUUUGUACUUAGCACUUUUAUCAGCAACCACUGUUGAGUACAACUUAGUGCACUUAAAUGUUAUUAUUGAUUAAAUAAAGACUGAGCCCCUGUUAAAAA
Frankliniella occidentalis (western flower thrips) is the source of this 3390-nucleotide messenger RNA. RefSeq names its product transmembrane protein 18 (gene Tmem18). NCBI's taxonomy places the organism in Eukaryota, Metazoa, Arthropoda, Insecta, Thysanoptera, Thripidae. The record is from RefSeq and is a predicted model, not a curated record. Gene Ontology annotation, cellular component: nuclear membrane. The transcript is spliced from 5 exons. The coding region runs from base 60 to 527 and encodes 155 amino acids.